AUGUCAAGAGAAGGUAAUCGUUUGGGCGCAGAGGAUUUCAAUAAAGGCUUGGAAGCUCUUGAUAACGAGAUGGGAAAGGAUGAAUGGCUCAUCGCAUUUGCACCUAUCACUUUACUUUCCGCAGGCGGCUUCCUCGCUGUCAACUUUCUGAAAAACCGAGAAAGUACCCAAGAUCUUGACUACCUCUUGGAGCCCCAGUGGGCGCAUGACAACGAUGUCAGGGAGCCAUUGCACGAUGCUAUGGUUAGAGCAGCAAGAGGUAUAGGCUUUAUUGAUGACUGGGCAAAUGAAGAGAUGGCAUUUUUCGUCCCGGAUAAGUCUAGGGAACUUUUAUUCGAAGAGGCAGAGAAACAAAACCUUGUCCUGUGGGAAGGGAGCCAUCUUCGAGUUCUCGCUGUGCCACUGGAGUGGGCACUAGAACGAAAGUUGAGAAGGAUCCACAACGAUAUGCAAAGUAGUAAGCGAAAGACCGAUAUCAAUGAUGCUCUCGCACUACUGAGGCACCUGAAGAUGCGGAAUGGUGGCCUAUUAGAAAGAGAGUAUAUUCGGACCUUGAAUAUAUGCUCCACUGAAAAGGUACCUGACCACGCGACGAUGGAGGAGAUUGCCGCGGCCUAUGGCAAGAAGUAUCACGAGGAGGCGUUUGCUUAG
Messenger RNA from Aspergillus pseudotamarii, 651 nucleotides. RefSeq lists its product as uncharacterized. The record is from RefSeq and is a predicted model, not a curated record. Bases 1 to 651 code for a protein of 216 amino acids. NCBI's taxonomy places the organism in Eukaryota, Fungi, Ascomycota, Eurotiomycetes, Eurotiales, Aspergillaceae. The transcript has 2 exons.